AUGACACAGGCGGGCAUGGAUUGGCAUGGCGUUUACAAAGAUAUGCUGUUUGGAAGAGGAACAAUCAAUCCCCCUUGCACCCACCUCAAAGCUGAGGAUGCGAAAACUGUCUUGCCAGACGGGCAGGCGAACGACGCGGGGCUGCGGCGGAGCACAAAAACCACCACUGAUGGGGUUGAAGGGGAUCAAAUGCCGAGUAAUCCUGCUUCCCUCGUGCAGGACUUUCUGAGCGGCUCACCAAGGGUGCGGAAGCGCGGCUGCAGGAACAUAUCGUGCAUUUUUCGAGCACUGGGCAGCGCCGUUGACGAGUUUCUCCUUUUCCUUCAAGAGUUUGAGGAGGGUGAAGAUGACGAGGACGUGCUGGCGACUCUUUGUAACGAGCUGAGGAAGUUCUUUGAUGGUCGUGGCAAGUUCACACACGGCCGCGAUGAGUGCCCUUAUAUCUGGGCAGGAGGUCUGAGCAUCAUUUCAAGCCUGUUGCUUCGAAUCAUGCUCCAUAGAGACAAGGAACUGCAGACGGCGGCACUCCAGGCCUUUUCAGCCCUCGUUUCAACCUGUGAUCAUGUUGAGCUUCUCGGAAACAAAGUGGUGUUUCAGGUUUUAGAGCUCUGCGAAGACAAACAAAGCGCACCCCGCCAGGCGGCUGCAGCACUGAUACCCGCCCUGCUCCACUGCACGCGCCGCUGCUCGGCAGACCUCCUGUCGAAGCAGCGAGUGCCAGGGACGCCAGAGGACUCGCGCGCUCUUAAAGCAUUGCUGGAGCUGAAACGAACGCUGUUCGCUUCCUAUGUUGCGCUUUGCGGGGAUAAGAGCUGCUCGGUGCAGCUGGCAGCUGGUCAGCAGCUGCCGCUCUUUGUGGAUUAUGUUGCAGCGGAAACGGAAGUGUUGCAACAGGGAUUGUCAACACAGCAUGUUGCUGAUGACGUGACCGACGGAAGCUCAGACGGAGCAGUCGGAGAACUGAUGGUUGCCGUUUACACGGCAACUCAGAAAUUUACUCUUUCUCUUCACGUGAUUCCUCUUGGCGGGUGCGCGCAACCGUGUGCCUGGCACUGGAAGACCUGGCUCUUCUUUCCUGCAACGCAACACAUCUUUCAGCUGGUGAAGUCACUGGAGUUAGCGAAGAGGAUGGAAAAGUUGCCAGCAUGA
Molecule: messenger RNA, 1149 nt
Organism: Eimeria acervulina
Lineage: Eukaryota; Apicomplexa; Conoidasida; Eucoccidiorida; Eimeriidae
Exons: 4
Coding region: 1-1149 (382 amino acids)
Source: RefSeq, a predicted model, not a curated record